AUGAAGGUGGCUAUGUCCAACCAGGUUUUACAGGCGUAUUUUACAUUAGAAAAUGGCAAGAACUUUCUUUCCAAAACAAUAAAUGGCAAGAACUUUCUUUACAAAACAAGGAAUGGCAAGAACUUUCUUUACAAAAUGAAAAGUAGCAAUAACUUUGUUUACAAAACAACAAAUGGCAAGAACUUUCUUUAAAAAUCAUAAAAUGGCAAGAACUUUCUUUACAAAAGACAAAAUGGCAAGAGCUUUUUUUACAAAACAAAAAAUGGCAAGAACUUUCUUUACAAAACAUGAAAAGCUCAUUUAUCGUGUAACUUGUCACCCGCACAAAGUUACAAAAAAAAACAGUUCUGAAGUAUAAAUUGCAAGAACUUUCUUUACAAAGCAAAAAAAUAGCCAAAAACUUCCUUUACAAAUCAAAAAAAUGACAAAAAAUUAAUUCACAAUUAAAAAAAAUUAAAAUUUUCAAUUUAUGACAUUUUUUACUUCAGAAGCUCCGGAAACCCGAUUUACAUAGCUUUGGAGCACAGUUUGGGGCCAAUAAACAAUGGCCAUGUCUUUGGUGACAUUGACGUCUUAUUCAGAGUGCAUGCUUCUGUUGAACGUAAGUUUUGUGAAAUGGGCCUACUAUUUUUAAAUAUAGGCUUGAAAUUUCAAAACUGAACUUUCAAAGCCGUAAUUGAGCCUAAGGGACCUAAAAUAAGCCUACAGUUUAAAUAUAAGCCUAACGUUUAAAAAUAAGCCUAAAGUUUAAAAAUAAGCCUAAGCUUUUCAAAAUAAGCCUAAAAGUCUUAAGAAUGAAGCUGUUUUCUAAAUUAAGCACAAGGUUUCAAAAAUAAGCCUAAAACUUUUAAAAUAAACCUAAAUUUUCAUAAACAAGCCUAAAAAUGAAAAAGUAAGUCUAAAAUAAAAAAAUAAGCCUAAAAUAAAAAAAUAAGCUUAGAAUAAAAAACUAAGCCUAAACUUCCAAAAAAACCUUUAAAUCAAAAACUUUAGACAAAGCAUUCUAUGGCCUAAACGUGACAAACUCAAUCGUAUCCAACAACACUCAAAAUGGAAUAUCGGCCAAAGACAUCACUGAUCGACUAGCCCUUACUAAUGUUACAGUAGACGGCAACCAAGGUUAUGCUGGAUUAUACAUCAAAAGUGGCGCUGGUGAUGUUUGGAUCAAUGACACUUCGUUGAGCCAUAACUGGGGUGACGGAAUGAAUGUCAGCUUUGCUGGUGGUGCUAUCAAUUUGAAUAGCUCGAGAGUGGUUGGGAAUAGAUGGAGAGGUAAGCGACCCUACUUCAAACCCCUACCCUACCCAACCCUACCCUACCCUACCCUACAUUACCCUACCCUACCCUACCCUACCCUACUUUACACUACCUUACCCUACCCUUCCUUACUCUACCUUACCCUACCCUAUCCUAAGCUAAUCUACCCUUCCUACCGUACCAUAACUAGUAUAACCGGAUCCUUACUGUAAUCCCACCUACCCUUACCUACCGUAUUUUGACCCUUGACUUGCAAAAAAGCCGGUUCGGGCCUAGUGGGUCUCCUUUUAGGUCUACUUUGGAUAGUACUAUGCCAUCGUCCCUUUGACAAAAGUACUAUACCACUACCUUCCUAACAUUUCUUUAAUUCCAGGAGUAUCAGUCCACUACAACACCUCCCUGCCCUUCUUCUCCCUCCACAACGAGGUGGUAAUCAAAGGUCGACCAGCCAACAAUCUCUUUUACCCCAAAAUGCUAAUAGCUCAAAACUUAUGGGGUGGUGUAUUAAUUGGGAAUUACUGUAGAAAUGCUGACGAAGCAGCAGAGUACGAUAUUCGGCCAAGAGUUCAAAUAAAUUGGGUACAUUUCGACGAAAACUUUUACCACCCCCACAUGGAUAUCUUUGCUUGUCAGGAUAAUCAUGUCGCACAGAGCAUUGUGGAUAUUACUGGUCGGUUUUAAAUCUUAUUUGUUAAAGUAAAAUUGAAAAUUUUAAAUUUUGAAAUUUAUUAGGGCGCAGAUCGCCGGACAUGUUUUAUCGUAUAACAUAUCACAUUGAGCUCAAAACUGAUUUUUUUGCUUGUAAAACAAAUGGCAUGCCUAUUUAUACCAUAAAAAUGUAUUUUUUUAAAUUUUAAGUUAUCCUGGGCGCAGAUCGCCAAACAUGUUUCAUCGUAUAACGUGUCACUUUUGACUCAAAAUUAAUUUUUUUGCAUAAAAAACAAAUAGCACGCAAAUUUUUACCAUAAAAAUGUAAUAUUUACAAUUUUAUGUUAACAAGGGCGCAGCCUGCCAGACAUGUUUCAUCGUAUAACAUGUCACUUUUAAGGUCAUUUUUUCGAAAUUACAAAAAUACCUUUUGUUUCUGAAACACGGUGCCUAGAUAAUGUAAAAUAUAUACGUUGUAAAGACCCAUUUCUCAAAAAAAUUGUCAUAUUUUGAUAAAAAACCGCAAUAACUUUCUUUCCAGGCAACAGCGUGAUCGCCGGCUCGGGAAUCGGCUUCAAAAUGGAGCCGGCUGUCAAUACGCACCUAAUAAUCAACUCAAAUCGCUUUCACAACAUUCAAAAUGCCGCGUUAAUCGUUCGAAACGCCAAACAUCCUCAAUUGAGAUACCUUCCGGCCAAAGUUGAGAUCUACAAGAAUGACAUUAAGAUGAACACUGGCAAGUACAUAGUAGCUAUUGGUAUGAAUGAGAAUGCCGAACGGCAAAGUUUGACAUUUUCACAACAAAAUGAAGUCAGAGCAAAUACUGUUAUUAAUCCAUUUCCCUUUCUGAGGCCUAGAAGCACACCGUACGCAGCGGUAGUGGUCAGCAGCAGGUAAGGGUUGAGCUUACAUUUUUUGUCAUAACUUUUUGAAUUUUUUGUGAAUUAUUUUAAAUUUUAGGUACGUAGGGUUGAAUUAAAUGUAGUUUAAGCUACAAAAAGAAAAAUCGCAAAAACUUUCUUUACAAAACCAAAAAAAUUAAAAAAAACUUAGGUUUGAGAUCAAAAAUUACGUCAUGGGUAAUAUAAAUUGAUGUGUAAAAUUAAAAGCUAAAAUGAGCCUUCAAAUUUUUUACGUUUAAAAGAUACAUAUUAACCUGCUGUUUAGUUUACAAUAACGAAAAUUGCAAAAACUUUCUUUACAAAACCAAAAAAUCAAAAAAAAAUUUAACAACACCUCAAAAGCAAGGCGAUGGUUAAUAUAAACUAAUCUUUUUAAACCCAAAUUUUGUAAAAAUUGAAAAAUUUCACUCUGCCAGUACUGUAAAAUGACUAUGGUAAAUUUUCAGUAACGUCAAGAUCAACUACAAUUGCUUUGGCAACCCAAAAGCCGACUUUGAACUUGGAGUAGAGCUUAUGGAACAUGCUAAGCGAAUCGACGCCAGAAACAAUAAUUGGGGUGAUGCUGAUGCUAGAAACUUUUUACAUAGGAUCUUUGAUCAGGUAUGUUGUAAUUUACUCUAUUCUACCGUAUCGUACCCCUCACCACCCUAUCCUAGACCCGUACCCUACCUUACCCUACCGUACCCUAUUCUGCGCUACCCUACCCUACCCUUAUGCUGUGCCCACCCUAACCUGUUAUACUCUGUUCUACCAUCAUGUUUACCAUAUCAUAUUACUCACUAAACCCCCAACGCCGUAUUUUACAAAAAAAAUUUAGUUCAACCGCUAUUCCCUAGCAUCAGUCGAUCUGAAUCCCUACGCUGCCGUUUGUAAUCAACGUUCCCCAAAUCCAACGUUCCUACAACAAACCUAUCGUCACUUCCGACGAUCUCAUCAGCCCUUUUCGAUUGGUGGCACUAUAUACGAAAAUAGUGACUUACAGCCAGGAAAGUAUACUGUAACUGAUGAUUUGCAUAUUAGUCCUGGUGCCAAGUUAACCAUUUCUCACGGUACUGAAUUGGAAUUUCUGGAUGGUGUUGGUAUGUUGGUACAGGGAGAGUUGAUAAGGAAUGACUAUUCGAAUCCAUUUCAACCUAUCAAGUUCACUGCCAAACCUUUUCAAAUACCUCAUGUGGAGAAUAUACGGUAAGAUUUUUGAUUUUGAAAUGGCAGGGUCAGGCAUACUGUAGGGUGUAGUGUAAGACGUACUGUAAGGCAUAUUGCAAUAUUUACUGUAGGGCGUAUUGUAUGGCGUAUUUUAAGGCGUACUAUAAGACUUAAUGUAGGGCUAACUGUAGGACGUACUGCAAGGCGUACUGUAGGGUGCACUGUACGGCGUACUGUAGGUCGUGCUAUAGGACGUACUGUAGAAUUUACUGUAGAGUUUACUGUAGCGAAUACUGUAAGACGUACUGAAGGGUAGCUGUAAGUAAAGCUCACAAUUUUUCUUUCAGUCUAGUCGAUGACUGGGGCAAUGAAGAAGUCUUUGCCGGUCGAUUGGAGCUCAAAAUCGAAGGACAAUGGGGCACGGUGUGCAAUCGUUCCUGGACUGCAGCCCAUGCCCAAUUGGCUUGUAAUCAACUUGGAUUAACCAUGGAUCCUCAGUAUUUUGAAAAUUGGCGGAUUUUUGUCGAUAAAGGUGACUUGCCAAUGCUGGUCGAUAACAUUCGAUGUGAAGAGCGUGAAUGGGAUAUAACACAGUGUAGACGAGAUGGCAGUGUCCAUAAUGUUCAGGUAAGGGUCUUGUGAAGAAAAUUCUUGCAAUUUUUUGUUUUGUAAAGAAAGUUCUUUCCAUUUCUUGUCUUGUAAAGAAAGUUCUUGCCAUUUCUUGUUUUGUAAAGAAAAUUCUUUCUAUUUUUGAAUUGCUCUUCGUAUUUUACCAAUUCCAGGCCUCCUGUCGACCAACAGAAGUAGUCGGACUCCGUUGUGCCCAACCACAUUGGGCUGGUGUACGGUACUCAUUAUUGGCCAAUCCUCCAACUAUAACUGGCCAAACCACUAUGAACAAUUGGAUUAUUGAAAAGGCUGGUCUUUUCGAUUUUAGAACGUCAAGCUUUUCACCGGCGCUUCAAAUCGACUGGAACUACCACACUUUUCAUGGGCUGGUCAUACGGUAAUUUUUCUUUUGAAUCGUAUAACUUAUCACCGCAAGCUGCGCGACAAGUAAUCGUGAUAUAAAGGGUAACUAUAAGGGUAUGGGUAGAAACGGAAGUAGGGGUACUUUUAAAAGUUGUUUCACUGUAUUUUACCAUGCCCUCAAUUUUCAGUGACAACUUCGAUGAAGGUCUGGACAUUGUUUAUAACGAUUUGACCAAAAAGCCGGCUGUCAGACAUUCCCGAUUCGAAAGAAAUCGUCGAAAUGGAAUUAGGCUUAGGUCUGUAGGCUUAACGAUAGAAGAAGUUACGAUUAAGGACAAUCAAAACGCUGGUAUUCGAUAUGAUCCAUCCAUAUCUGAGAAUCUUCAGCGUGAUAUCGUAUCUUGGUUGGAUCGGAAUGAACAACCAGAAUUAGAGGCUAACAAUGUUCAUGUCUUUCCUAAUCGAAGCUUGACUAGGCUGCAGGUAAGAGAGAGAGUUAGUAAGCCUAAAUGAUUUAGCUACCAUUAGCUUUUUGUCACAUUAACUCAAUCCACAACACUUGAUCUUAAGCCUAAAAUGCUUGAUAUUAAGCCUAAAAAUCCUAGUUAGGCUUGAUCGUACGGCAAACAAGCCUAGUAAAGCUCGCCCUUAAGCCUGAAAAAAGCUUGAUCUUAAGCUUAAGAGCCCAAAAAACGCUUGAUCAUAAGCCGAAGAACCCUAAUAAAGCUUUAUGGCUAGCCUGAGAAAGCUCGAUUUUAGACUAAAAAGCCUAACAAAACUUCCUCUUAAGCCUAAUGAAGCUUAAUUUCAUCUCAAAAAGCUUAACAAGACUUAAUCUCAAGCCUAAAACUCCUCUUUCAUAAAAACCAAUUCCAGGUACACGAAUCUCAACUCAAUCAUCGUCGUUUCCUCGUAGCCAGAGCAACUCCAGACUGUCCAUACAUAUCUUCAGAACCAUGCUCUUUCGAAAUGCAAUUAGAAGCCCAAGGUUACGAAUACGGUAUCACAUCAAAACUAGUGGUUCAACUGGUACACCGUCCGAACAACGAGUCAGAUGAAGAUGUCAUACUCAUUGACCAUCAAGGUCAUAAAGUAUGGAGCGCUAGAAAAAAUCCAAUCGAUUUUCCGAUUCAAUCAGCUGGACCAGCGCUAACGUUACGGUACACAAGGUCGUACGGUCAACCAAAAGUGAUACUACUGGUACUGUUUUUGGACACACAAGAGUACUUGGACAAGUUUGUUCAUGUGUAUCAGAGUGUGGUUGAUAACAACCAGUAUGGUGUGUCGGCUAUACAUUACAGUAAUCUGACUUUUUCGGAUGGUACUGUAUUGAAUCGGUGGAGUGAUGAAAAGUUGUGGUUCCAGAAGGUAAAAUUGUGUUUUGGAAAAAAGUUCUUGCUAUAUUUUGUUUUGUACAGAAAGUUCUUGUCUUUUUCGAUUUUGUAAAGAAAGUUCUUGCCAUUUUUCGUUUUGUAAAGAAAGUUCUUGCAAUAUCUCGUUUUGUAAAGAAAGUUCUGGCCUUUUUCGAUCUGUAAAGAAAGUUCUUGCCAUAUUUUGUUUUGUAAAGAAAGUUCUUGCAACACCUCGUUUUGUAAAGAAAGUUCUUGCCUUUUUUGAUUUUGUAAAGAAAGUUCUUGCCAUUUUUCGUACUGUAAAGAAAGUUCUUGUCAUUUUUUCUUCUGUAAAGAAAAUUCUUGCCAUAACAACUCAUUAUCGUCCCAGGUCAACUUCACAAACAACAAAGACGCGGUUGUAUGGAUUCACAGUCCCCAGCACGCUGUAGUUGAAGCAACACCAAUUGCCGAAAUCACUUGGCACAUUGACAACUGUUCCAUACAUGAUAACACCGGACCUGUUGUUGAUACCCACAGAGAUCUCUUUGCUUCGGCAAAUGUGUUCCACUGGAACUUUUGGUCGAAUACAUUUGAAAACAACACAAACAGUGGAGUUAACGUUGUUCUUCCUGAUACAUAUGACCUGCUGAGUCCAAAGGAACAUUCUUUUUGGGUAAGAAUGGGUUUGCAGCCUGCGGGUGAAGAGUUAUACGAUGAUUUUUUUUCGUUGUAAACAAAGUUAUUGCCGUUUUUUGUUUUUUAAAGAAAGUUAUUACCAUUUUUCGUUUUGUAAAGAAAGUUCUUGCCAAUUCUUUCUUCCGUAAACAAAGUUCCUUCCAUUCCAGAUGACAGAAAACCGUUUCCAAGGCAACACCGGCUUCUACGUCAACCUGGGUGGCUACUACUGCUUCGCCAACAUAUCAUCAAACAAUGUCACCGACAAUUACGCCCGGCAAGACCUAGGUAUCUGGUCGUUAACGGGCAUGGAAAAACGGUUGAUAAUGGAGAGAAACAGGUUCUUUAACAACUGGGGCCAUUGGAUGGUGAAGAUCGACACUGACAGCCAAUAUCUACGCCCCAGCGAGAUACCAAGCUAUGUUCAGUUCAAUUACUUCCAGUUCAACAAGUUUGUUCAUAGUUUAGAUGAUUAUGUUGAUUCUUGGCCCAGAAGUUACUGUGUUGGAGCGUUUGGUACUCAAAAGAUCGAUAUUCAUUACAACCGGCUGAAGAACAAGCUGAUGGACUUCGAAAUUGUCGCCGGUGUUAAGGUAAGGUCUCCUUUGCGAUUUCAUCUUCAGAUUGGCACAGUGAAGCUUUCACUGUAACAUUUUUCCAUUUGCUUUACCUUAUGAAUCAUAUCAUUCCAGCCCCAACGUCCAGCAAUUGACAUAAUGAAUAUCACUUACAACUGGUUUGGUGUAGCCAAUGAAGCCGGUGUAGCUCAACGGGUCUUUGAUGUAGAAGACUGGAAUAUCUUUACAGUAGGAAACUAUUCUCCGUUUUACAGCAGUGAAGAGCAAUUCAUCAAUUUCUGGUGGGAACCAAGAAAAGGACAACUAAUUCAUGCCGAGCCAGCUGAGCCAAACGAAUUAGACUUGAAAGGAAGAAUGUAUCAAUCUAAAACAUUGUCGCUGAAUCCGGAACGAUGGUACAAGUUUCCAUACGUUUAUCGACCAUUCAGGCCAUACAGGGUCACUAGGUAUGGUAAUUUUUGUUUAUAUUAUCCAUGACAUCACUUGAACUUAUAAUAAUAUUGUCUAUCCUGAAAAAUAAGUCAAAAAAGAUCCUCACCUUAUCUUAUUAAAUGUUGAAUUAUCUAAACAAUCUAAUAUUUCAGAGAUUUGACGAUUAUGCCAGGAGCUACAUUAACAAUCGAGCGAAACGUCGAAGUUCAUGUCUGGCCCAACGUCCGAAUCCUAGUUUUGGGAAAUUUGGUCGCCGAUGGAACGCUUUGGCAGCCAAUACGCUUCAAACCAAUCAAUGCCACAGAAUGGGCUGAGGAAUUGGGUACCAGACCCACCAGAUACAGAAGACAUACGACGUUGAGAAGGCAAAAGCGGAGAAUCGAUGUUGAUCAACGUCAUGAAGCUUUUGUUCGACGGAAGCGGAAAACGUAGGUUUUUUUGGACUUCUAGUGGAUUUUAUUAGAAGAAGAAGGAUACUUCCGAUCUUUUGAGCCCAAAAUUAAGCAAAGCCUUCUCGAUUCAGCGUAAAAAUUCAUGUUGUUACCUAAAAUUCAAGCAAAAACGAAAAAACUUACCAAAAUAGACCGUUUUUGUAAAACUUUUAAGAUACUUGACUUCUGUAUGUCUUCAAAAACUAAAACAAUCCAUAACCAAACUAAAAACUCCCUAACCCACCUUUGAAAAUCAUGUUAUACCUAAAAAAAGCAAAAAAAUCAGAAAAGCUCACUAAAACAAUAUCGGCUCUUUCAGUGGUCCUCAAAAGUUUGAUCCAGUAUACAGUGAAUUCCCAACACUACGUCGUGAAGAUCCUUUCCAUCAGAAUUUCCGUGUUUUGUUAUCUGAAAAUGGCACGAAACUCGGACGAAGCGGCUUUCUGGAGCUUUACAACGCGACGACAGGUGAGAUCGUACCUUCUUGUGAUCGUCAGUUCACUGCCAGGAAUGCUAUGGUAAGUUCUGUAAUUAAAAAAGGUAGAACAUGGUUUUGUUGUUUAUAUUGUGGCAAAAAGAACCUAUUUUUUAGUUAAACAUUGAGGUUUUUCAUCGCUUUUUAGAGGCGAACACCUGAUUUCAGACAAAAUUGAUGGUUAUUUAUUAGAAAAAUGGUUAUACUAUAGUGACAAGAAUCGUAUUUUACUCCAAAAACCUUUCAGGUAGUAUGUCGAGAACUAGGCUAUCGUACCCAAAACGCAUAUCACUGGUUAACCCCACGAUUCGACUACAAUCCUGAAGUUAAUCUAGUCAAAACUUAUAUGGAACCUCGUGAAUGUCGUGGUCAUGAACGUCGUCUAGCCGAAUGUCCACUUCGUUUAGCUGCUAACGAUGCCAUGUGGAUGUGUAUGGAUGUGUUGUCUCACAAUUACAUCCAUUGUGGUGAUCCGAAGAGCAUCAGCGACGAAUAUUUUGGCCAAUUUGGUGGGAUCACCUUUGCUCAACAGGAUUUGGAGCUGGUUCAGAACAAGGAUGAUGGUAAGGGUUGUCUAAAAGGAAAUUAAUGAUAGUUAAUCAAAGUUUCGGUUUUGUCUGAUCAGGUUUUGGACAAGAAACUGUAAAAGAAAAUUUACAUCAAGUUGUGUAAAAGGUCCCACCACGAAACAUUGAAAUGCCAAAACGUGCAAAAAUCGUUUGGCAUUCUGUUUUUCCUUGAUUUUUCGACGAGAAAAGCUCGGUUUUAGCUAAAAUAAGGUGUUUUUAAGCCUAAAAACUGUCGUAGAACAUAAAAUUAUAUCUCUAUCUCAUUUUAGACACAUCAAUUCUCCGUCAUGUUGAAAUCGUCGGCGGAGGGCAAGCUCACAACGACUCGUACCAAACCGCCGCUCUUCAAAUCAUUCGCCGCAAUCCAAUUGUCGAGAAUCUGAAUGUCACCAACUCUUCAAUGCACGCGCUACAGAUCAUAGCACCUAGGGAGAAUAUCGUGUUGACUAGACUGAAUAUUAGCGACAAUCCAGGCCAAGGGCUGAAUAUAUUAUCCAUGAACCUGCAAGCCGCUCAAAAUGGUGGUCAAACUGCGAAAGGGCCAUUGAAUUUGCCGUAUAAUGUUGCUGGGAUGUUGGAUGUAUGUUCGGGAGGGAAAGAAGUCAUGGUUGGUGGGAGGAUAUUGAUCUACUAUAAAUAUGAUAGUAGACCUGUCGAUUGUGUCAAAGUUUUCAAGUCGAAGACGGCUAAGGGGCUUGGAUUUAGGUUUUUACAGGUAAGGGAUUAAUUGUUCUUUACUGUUUUAAAGCUUUGACUGGCUUUUGAGUAUUAUGGAAAAAUGAAGUUUUGGGGUCUGCAGGCUGCAGAUGACAAGUUAUACGAUUGACAAACUUAAUUUUACUUUUUUUUAAAUUUUUCUUAAUUUCCUGAAAUUUAUUUUAAUUUUUAUAAAUUUUAAAAAUUUUUAAAUUUAAAAAAAUUAAUUUUUUAAAUUUUUUAAAAUUUCGAAUAUGCAGGUGAAUAUCUACUCAGCCAACAAUCCUCUGGGCCGUUCCGACGCGUUAUCUUUGUAUUCGGACGAUACUUUUCGACCAAUCUCGCUAUUAGCCAAAUACGAUGGUAAUUCCAUGGUAAAUUUCAAUGGUAAAUUUGAUCCAAAUACCAUAUCAUCUAACCCAGCCACAACGAUCGUUUCCUAUCCUCCAAUCACAUCUCGUUCUACCGUGCUUGGGUUACACUUACGAGCUACGGCUGCUGACGGUGAAUUUGGGUUUAUCGCUGAAGUGGCUACACUGCCAUCGUCGCCGGAUUCACGGUCGGUCGAUGAGAUUUCACUUCGAAAUUCGAGAUUUCACAACAACGAUCGUGGUGCUAUAUUGUACCGGAAUGUUGGUGAAGUUGGGCCACAUUUGAUUGUAGAGCAGUGUCUGGCCGAAGGCAAUGGCUACUUCCUCUUUGGCAACGUCUCCACCUCGAGUCAGGCGGUGGAGCUACAUCUACAUAACACUCAGUUGUUGCUAUAUCGAGCUAAUGCUAUUCAUGGUAAUCAAGGUGGAUUGUUGGUGACUGCACAGAGCAGUAGUGCCGUGGCUAGGCUGAAUGCUGUGGUUAAAAACUCGGCUUUCACUAUGAAUAUGAACUCGACCGCUUUGGCGUUUUUGGGUAGGUUUUUGGAGGGGUAGAGGGAGAGGUAGCCGUAGAGAGGGAAGGGGGUGAGUAUUUGGAAACAAAGUUUUUGCGAAUUUGAAAAAAAAAUUUUUAAUGGUUUUUGUAAAGAAAGUUCUUGCCAUUUUUUGUUUUGUAAAGAAAGUUCUUGCUAUUUUUAGUUUUGUAAAGAAAGUUCUUUCCGUUUUUUUUUGUUUUGUAAAGAAAGUUCUUGCCAUUUUAUGUUUUAUAAAAAAAGUUCUUGCCAUUUUUUAUAUUGUAAAGAAUGUUCUUGCCAUAUUUUUAAUUUUUUGAAUUUUUAAAAAAUUUUUUUAAAUUUUAGGUAACGACUACCAAAGAGUGACAUUACUAAACAACAUUGUAUCCAAAAACCUGGCCAUGUACUUUGAUACCUGUUUAGUACAAGGAAUGAGUGUCAAUUUCACUCGAAAUGUCUUCAGCAACAAUACUGGCACUCAUACUGUUGAUACUCAAGGCUAUUCUCAAAUAGCAUCUGAUGCACAGUACUUUUACGAGAACUUCUUUGAGAAUAACAUAGCCUUGGGGCAUGGUAAUCAGUAUAUUGAAGGGUUUGGGUAUCAACCGGAGUAUGAGAAUGACGAGUUUCAUCGACGGCCGAAAAGAAGGGCUAAGCGACAGGUAAGACUACAGUACAUAGUUUGUAAAAAAACUCAGUAGGUUUAGGUUUAGUAAGCAUACAAGGCUUAGUAUGUGUCAGUAUCCUCAGGCUUAGUAGGCUUAGGCUUAGUAGGCUUAGGCUUAGUAGGCUUAGGCUUAGUAGGCUUAGGCUUAGUAGGCUUAGGCUUAGUAGGUUAGGCUUAGUCGGCUUAGGCUUAGUAGGCUAGGCUUAAGUUUUUGUCUUAUUAGGCUUGCUUAUGACAUGUCAAGAGGCAUAGAGCGCUGUUUAUAGUAUAAGAACAUCUCGCAAAAACUGGGAAUGUAAUGUCAGGCCUCGAAGUAAAACAGAGCCAAAUCCCAGCACUUGCAGUCAUUUGUUGGGUCGUUUUACAUCGAGGCAAAUGUUAUAUAAGGCCAUAAUAUUACAUAAGAAAACGUUACGUAAUACCAUUUCUUGCAAUUUCUCUGAGGCGAUCUAGUUAUGUCAAAAAGUUAUGUCAUUUACGCGAAAUUAUGUCACCAAUAUUAAGCUACAGCACAUAUAUUUUGAUCUAAUAGGUGCCGACAUAAAGAUCCCGCCACACUUUGCCUGUAAUUUCCUGUAAAAAAUGACGGAUUAUGUUGGAAAUUAAUAUUUUACAAUAUAGGCCUUUGCGUAUAGUAUUAGGUUGUUCACUUAAUUCUGCGCCUCCUCACAAAGCAAAUUUGUGGUGUAAGGGGACGCAGAAUUAUGUGAACAACCUAAUAAUAUAUCAAAUUUUAGGUGGUAAAUCAACGCGGCAUCUCAUUCGACUGGUGGACUCACGUCGGUCGAGAGACCGGUCGAUAUCGUUCUACUAUUCUGUCAGGUUCAGCCGCUCAGAAGCUGGAGAGAAACGUCUUCAACAACCCUUCGAAUCCAUAUGAAUUGACCACGUCGGGUCAAACCCAGUUUGAUACUGGCGCUGUUGAUGCGAUGAACAACUAUUGGGGCUAUCUUGGAACGCCUGGAGUGGCGGCUGGUAAAAUCAGAGAUCAAGCGGAUUAUCCUUACCUGGUCAAGGUCAAUUAUUUGCCGGUUUUGGAUUCGAAUACUAGUUUGAUUGAAGGUAAAAUUGUUUAUUCUUACCCCUACUGUCCCCCUACCCUAUUCCUAACCUUACCCCUACUAUUAUCUCUUGAGGUACACUUAGUGGUAACAAUGGUACUUUUUCAAAUUUUGCACCUUGUUUUAGUUUAAACCUUUAAAAUGACUAUUUAGGUAUGUUUUAGAGGUUUUUGAGAAAUGGUACCGUUGGUACACUUAGUGGUACUAAUGGUACUAUUAUUGAAAAAAGUGUUUUUAGUCUAUCAUAAGAUACUCUACAGUACUCUUUCUUUUCUCUUUUUUGAAUUGACUUUAUCUUAUCCUGUUUAACCCCACCCCACACUUUCAGGCGACUGCCCAGCCGGCUGGUUCCAAGUAGGUAACGAUGAAUUCAAAUCCUGUUUCCUGUUCGUCGGCGCUUCAAUGACAUAUCAUGGAGCUGUGGCUUUCUGCGAAGAACUGGACGCAUUCAUGCCGAUUCUGAGAGCUGACGAUGCUAGACAAAAGGAUCUGGCUAGACGGGUGGAUUACUAUGGACAACAUUACGUUACUGAGACGGAAAAGUACAGCUCGUUGGGGGUAAGAAGGGUUAGAAUAAGUGGUUUUAUUGAGUUUUGGUACAUUUGGAGCUUUUUUAGGGGGUUUUGUAAAAUGGUACUAUUGGUACACUUAGUGGUUCCAAUGGUACUAUUUUUUCAAUUUUGUAAAAUUUGGUUUAAGAUGACUUUUUAGUUAUAUUUUGAAGGUUUUUGAGAAAUGGUGCCGUUUGUACACUUGCUGGUACCUAGUGUUGGUACACUUGGUGGUACCAACGGUACUACUUUUCCAGCGUAUCAAAAUUUGGUUUAAAUAAUUAUAAAAGCUUUUUAGUGUUAUUGUUGAGAUUUUUGAGAUAUGGUACUGUUGGUACACUUGGUGGUACUAAUGGUACCUUUUUUCAAAAACAAACUAUUUGGGUUGUAGCACUAAACUUUUUUUAAAAAAUGUUAAAAUUUUUACUUUUUGGUACUGCUGGUACACUUGGUACCAAAUUUUGUAAAAUACGUCCGGCAUAAAAUCCAUUGCUAAUUAAUUUCAGCACUCCUUCGACAUUCCAAUAUGGAUAUCAUCAGUGACAUUACCUUCGAACCAAUGUGGCUGGCUCUCCUCGCGUACCGGCAGUAUUGGCGAACAAAAUUGCGGCAACUUGUUGCCAUUCGUCUGCGAAAAGGGUACCAAACCAUACAAAGAACCAAUUCUGUGGAGACGAGAUUUGGUCUUUGUGGCUAUAGCACUGUUGAUACUGGCAUUGCUGAUUAUAUUGUUGAUGAUUUGUGCUUGUCGAAGGGCUAGCAAAAGGCAGAAACAGUUUAAAGCGCAAAAGUUGCAGUUCAGAGAGGGAUCGUUGAGGAAGAAGAGUCCGCAUAAUGGAAGAAGGAAUGGAGGUAAGGGGAAGUUUUUGUUUUGUAAAGAAAGUUCUUGUCAUUUUUUGCUCUGUAAAGAAAGUUCUUGCCAUUUUUUGCUUUGUAAAGAAAGUUCUUGCCAUUUUUUGUCUCGUAAAGAAAGUUUUUGCCAUUUAAAUAUCAAAAAAGUGGCUUUUUGCCUUGCGCAGCCUGCGAGAGACAAGUUAUACAAUGAAAAACAUUUUUUGUUUUGUAAAAAAGUUCUCGCCGUUUUUGGCUUUGUAAAGAAAGUUUUUGCUAUUUUUUGGUUUUUAAAGACAAUUUUUAUUGAAAAGUCUAUCAAAAAAUGGCAUUUUUGGGCCUAAAAUGUCAAAAGUUUGUGUUGUGCAGGCUGCGGGUGACAAGUUAUACGAGGAUUUCUACACAUUUAGGUUUUCUUUUGAAUUUAAGAUUAAAAAUAGAAGUUGUAAAGAAAGUUAUAGCGUUUUUUUAGAUUUUGAAGAAUAUUUUUUAUUUUUUAAUUUAAAAAAAUUUUUUUAUUUAAAAAUUUUAAUUUUCAGCCCCGCCCAACUCGACCGACAUUUUUGAUGCGAUGAACCCACAAGCCAACGUCGCCAACCUAGCCAAGCUUCACGAAUCCAUGAGAAAACAGAAUUCAUUAAAAAAGAAGCCGGCUACAACGGCUACAACUUCAUCGUCAUGCACGUCAUCAUCAACAUACGAUACCCGCACCUCCGAGUACUGUUCUCGAUCCCAGUGCGAUUUGAGCACUGAAAACACGUACUCAUCGUUAGUAUCAAGUCAAUCUCCACCACCGGCUUACAAGACUGAUACGAUGCGGUCGAAGGGAACGUUGGGAACGAUGAAGAACAGUCGAGUGUCAAUGAAGCCGGACCCAUAUGAAGGAUGUGGUAGUAGAAACAGAGGGGAGUGUCAGGGUAAGGGGAAUGGCGUUUUGAAGGGGAUUUUAAGUUAAAAAUGACAAUUUUUUUAUUUUUGUUUGGACAUUUUUGAUCGUAUAAAAUGGUGUUCGCAGACUGCAUUGCUUAAAAAAUUUAUUUUUUGGGAAAGAAAAUGAUGUUACUUAUAGAUAGUAAUCAAAACAGGCCUAGUUUUUGAUAUUUUAAAAAAUUUUGAAGAAAUUUUUAUCGGGCCAUUUUUGAUCGUAUAACACGGUCCGCGCAGGCUGCAUGGCGUAAAAACUCGAUUUUUUGGCAAGUAAAAUUACGCUAAUUACAAGUAGUACUUAAAAUAGGUUUAAUUUUUUAUAUUUUUAAAAUUUUCAGUAAUUAAAAAAAUUUAAUUUUUAAAAAUAUUUUUUUUAUACAAAAAUUUUUUAAACUUGUAAAAUACGUGUUGUUUAUCCGUUUCAGUAUUAGUUUAUUUUGGCUUGACCGCUUCAUACUGGUUUGAGAGUUAAACUCACAUUCGGACAUGUUCGGCCGUAUAAAAUGGUCUGCGCAGGCUGCACGACAUAAAAACCUUAUUUUUUAUCUUUUAAUCAAUUAAAAAAUAAAUUUUGAGAACUUUAAAGGAUGAAAAAUUAUUUUUGGACUAAUUUUUAACAUUUUUUCAAAUUUAAAAAAUUUUUAAUUUUAGUAAACAGUACAUUCGACUCCGAAGCCAACAGUACCUACGUUACCUGCUCGAACUGCUCCAACUCCUCAUCCAGAACCUAUUCCUCAACAUAUUACUGCUCAACCUGCAUGACAGAGACCAACUCAGUGACGGAAAGUGAUGCCACUCUAACCGAAGUACCUACAACAAUAUUGGAAGAAAACAGCAGUCGAUCCUCGGAAUCGACCGUUGUCGAUAAUCGACCGGUAAGAUCGGGCAGGAAUUUGAGUCAACGAAGUCAACCGGUCAAUAUGACCACUCCUUCGAGCACUUUGAUGGCUAGUAGUCGGACUGAUAGCACUUUGCAGUAAGUUUUUUUUGGGUGGGCUGGGGGGGGUUUUGGGUGGGCUGUGAUUUUAAAAAUUUUUAAAAAUAUGAAAAGAGUAAUGUAAAAAUGUUUAAAAAAAGCAAGAACUUUCUUUACAAAACAAAAAAAUUGCAAGAACUUUCUUUACAAGGCAGCGAAUCUUAUUCGUCGUAUAACUUGUCCACCGCAGGCUGCGAAAGGCAGAAAGAUACUUUUUUGAUAUAUAAAUGGCAAGAACUUUCUUUACAAAACAAAAAAUGGCAAGAACUUUCUUUACAAAUCAAAAAAAGGCAAGAACUUUCUUUACAAAUUAAUUUUUUUAUAUUUCAGACCCAGCUUCCAAGUCUCAUCUCGAACCCAACCAUCACGCUUAUCGACCAGUCGAUCCAAUCCAAAUCUAGCUCAAGAAGCCCAACCAAAGAUUGCUCAACUACAAUAUGAACCCAGACGUCAACGGCCGCGUUCCGGCUACCAAGAACCGCCUCCACCGUAUAAUUCACACGAAUUUGUGGAUUCGACCAGCUUAAAUCGACAGAAAGCCCAACCGACCAGUCUGAAUGAGAUUUUGCGGAAAAGCAGUGUGAUUGUCAUGUCACCGGUCAAUUACCAAGGUAAGUUUUGGUAUUUUUGUUUGGAAGUUUAGGGCUCUCAAGGGCACAGGCUGAGUGUGACAAAUUUUACGGGAACAGGCUGCGGGGGACAUGAUAUAUGUAGCGUAUUCUUAAGGAAGUUAGGGCGCAACUCGCGAGAUCCAUGAUUUUUCGGUUUUUCGGAUUGUGGGGACAAGUUAUAAGGGCUCAGGCUGCGGGAGGCACGUUAUACGAAGUAUAUUUUGUAAGGCGCUUAGGCCGCAGCUUGCUAAAUUCAGUAUUUUUGUACUGCGCAGGCUGCGGAGGACAAGUUAUACGGGCGCAGGCUACGGAGGACAUGAUAUACGAAACAUUUUUUAAUAGAGUUUAGGGCGCGGCCUGCGAAUUUCAAGAUUUUUUUGGGUUUUGCAGGCUGCGGGUGACAAGUUAUACGAAGAAUAAGAUUUUUUUCUUGUGUAAAGAAACUUCUUGUCGUUUUAUGCUUUGUAAAGAAAGUUUUAGGUAUUUUUUGUUUUGUAAAGAAAGUUCUUGUCAUUUUUGGUUUUUUAAAGAAAGUUCUUGUCAUUCUCUAUUUUGUAAAGAAAGUUUUUGCCUUUUAACGUAAAACAAACGAAUUUUCAUCUUUCGCAGCGUGCAGGUGACAUGUUAUACAAUGGUUAAACAUUUUUUCAUUUUCAAGUUUUGUAAACAAAGUUUUGGUAUUCUUUGCCAUUUUAUAAACAUAUUGAUCAUUCCUUUACCUAAACCUCAAUUUCAGCCCAGUCCCCAUCAUCAGUCCAGCCACCGAAACCGGGCAUGGGCUACGUUAAUAUGGGCUUCCCAGCUACAGGCGAGCGGCCUGUAGCCAAACCACCCCUCCCACCUCCAAAACCGGAAAUGCGGUCUCGGGCCCAGUCCAGCGGCCAGGCUGGUCGACCAGUCCAACGACCAAAGUCUGUAAUACGAAUGGAUCAAGGGGUUAUGAGAAUGGAGACCUCAAUGUAG
Molecule: messenger RNA, 17588 nt
Organism: Bursaphelenchus okinawaensis
Lineage: Eukaryota; Metazoa; Nematoda; Chromadorea; Rhabditida; Aphelenchoididae
Source: the annotation of a GenBank genome assembly